Molecule: messenger RNA, 3656 nt
Organism: Phyllopteryx taeniolatus (common seadragon)
Lineage: Eukaryota; Metazoa; Chordata; Actinopteri; Syngnathiformes; Syngnathidae
Gene: telo2
Product: TEL2, telomere maintenance 2, homolog (S. cerevisiae)
Exons: 22
Coding region: 211-2718 (835 amino acids)
Biological process (GO): protein stabilization; telomere maintenance via telomerase
Cellular component (GO): cytosol
Molecular function (GO): telomeric repeat DNA binding; Hsp90 protein binding
Source: RefSeq, a predicted model, not a curated record
GAUGGAGCACACAGUCGACGAACCAUGUCCUUCGCCACCAAAUUAUUUGAAAUACUCUGAACACAACCAAUAAUCCCCGUGAACUGAUGAUGGCUGGAUCUUGUGAAGUUGCGGGAAAAAUUGACUGAGCGACAGCCUUCAAUGUGAAAGAAGUUGAGGGAAGUCUUGAAGUUGGGGCACUCAGGGUGUGUAAGGAGUUUGUCUACAAGGAUGGCGUCUCCUACCCUGACUGCUGAUGUUCGUCUAGAAGUGUCCCAGUGUUUCCAGAGCCUCACUUUGUCAGCUCCAAAAGAAGAUGCUAUCCGUGCUCUUCAAACCCUCUGCUCUUACUUGGACGAAGCACCUGAGAAUGCGAGCGCUUUGGUGCAAAAGGAAAAUUUCCACAGGUCUCAUUUCACUCGCACUCUUCAGUUCCUGGUUAAGAACAUUCAAGCCGACUGGCUGCACGACCUGACUGUGGCACAGCGUUCGGAAUUAUGGGAUGGCCUCUUCCUGCGUGGACCUCCUGAACAGGCUCUGCUGGUGCUGAUGGAGGGAAUCGGAGCGUUAAGACCAGGUUCAAAUCUGGACCACUUGGUCAGCAUCACAGAGAGAUUCAUCAAGAGCGGUCGCAUGGCUGUACUGCUGUGGUCCUACUGUCCGGCCGCGGGUCCCGCAGACUCCCCCCAGCUCCGAGAGGCCCUCGUGUCACGUAUUGUGGCGCUGCCUGACCUCACUGCCAAUAAACUGCAACACAAAAACAAAUCCUCCUUCCUUCCUCAGCAGUACUAUCCUCUGCUGGCUAAAGAGAUGCUCACCGCCUUGGAGCGGACAUGCAAGGCGCUCAAAGAUGGCACGAGCUGUUCCUUGACUUUUGUGGCUCAGACACUUGGAAAACUCUGUGCCCAAGGACAUAGUGGUUUGUUGCUGCCAGCGAUGACUCCCAAAAUGUCCAGCUCCACACGCACAGACAUGGUGUGGCAGAGGGUUUGCUGGAAGCUGCUGGAAAACGUUCCCCAGCGCUGGAUGGAGAGUGUGCUCACCGGCCUGGUUCAGGCUGUCCGUGGGCCUGAUGCUUUGGGUAGAAUCAUGGGGAAUCUUGUGUUAACAAAUAAGACGGCCCAGUUUGUCAUCACGCAUAAAGUGCUGCUGCUGCAAUAUAAAUUUGAGACUCGCACGUUGAGAGUGAUUCUGGGUUACCUCGCUGCAGACAAGGAGAGAAGACCGCUGCUUAUCCAAGUGUUACGGUCGGUGUCCCAAGCAUGGGCCAACCCCAGCGCGGUGAAACACACUCCCCUGGAGCAGCAACUGUAUGUCAGCAAGGCCCUGCUGCUGUGUGUCAGUCUGCUGGAGGACGCCGAGCUGCAGGAGCUACGUUCAGAACUGCUGCAGUGCAUGUUGGGAGGCAUGCAGAGCCACCUGGACAGCAACUUGGUGCGCAUUAGGCAUAUUGGCAUGGUAGUGGGGGAGUGUCUGAGCUCCCGCAUGAAUAUCAACGGAACCAAGCUCCAAUUUGAGUUUGAACAGGAUGAGGAAACUCGAGAGCUGGUUUCUCUCAUGACUCCUAUUAACAUGGACGAAUCAGAACCUGAAUCGGAAGAUGGGGUCAGCCCUCCUCAAGAGAUCAGAGAAAAUCCACCAAUUUACAAUGAUUCAUCACCAAAUGAACAAGAAACGAGAUCAUCCAAAAAUGAGCCAGACUCUGACCUGGAUAGUGAUGACGAGUUCACGCCUUAUGACAUGUCUGGAGAUCAGGAAAUAAAUAAAGCUUCACCACCACGCUACCUCCGAGAUUGUCUAGAAAAUUUAAUUUCCUCCGAAGACCCGGAGCGCGUGGAGCUCAGCUUGAUGGUUACCGAGAGUCUGGUGAGAAAGAACGUCUUCGCAGCCAAGGAGGUCAGUGUCCAGCUAACCAAAGUUCUGCUUCACAUGGAGGAUAAAUACAACAUAAAUGGCUUCCUGGCUCUCAGGCAGGCCACCAUGGUGGCGAUUGUGGUCACUGACUGCAUCCCGGUGACCGAGUACCUGACUACAGAGUUCUACUCCUUAAACUACAGUCUUCGCCAGCGCCUGGAUAUUUUAGAGGUUCUUGCUGUGGCAGCUCAGGAGCUGUCGUUGCCAACCCCGGGAAACGCGAAUCCGAUUGUAGCCACAGAUGUCACACCAGACUCUGCUAACAACUCGGCUCACUGGCAGCAGGUUGUUGAGAAGCGCAUUCAGGCAAAGACGAAGCGCAUCAGUAAGGGAGCCGUCCAGCCUCCAGCAAAGGCCGCAGCCAACCGUUACGCACCGGUUGCUGGAUAUUUCUUCUUUCCUCUACUCAGAAAUUAUGACAAGCCUCAGGUGACCUUCGACUUGUUGGGAAGUGACCACCUGGUGUUGGGCAGGUUGAUCCACACCUUGGGCGUCUUCAUGCAUUUGGCAGUGAAUGCACCGGUUGCUGCACAGAUGGGUCGAGCUCUGCUUGACUUUGUGUGGACGGUGCGCUACCAAACUGACCAGCUGGUAAGACGAGGCGUCCUCUUUGCCGUCUGCUCUGUGUUUAUGAGCAUGCCCAGUCAAAACCUACUGGUGGACCUUGCAGACCAGCUUUUUGAAACCAGAUCUUGGUUGGCAGAUGUGGCCGAGGGUGACCUGGAUGCAGAUUGCCAGAGUUUGGCCGUGCAGUGUCUGGUGCUGCUGGAUAAGAGCCUGAAGAAACAGCUCCAAAGUCCGCAAGCCCUCAGCAUAGAAUCAUGAUGACCAACAACAACGACAACAACAACAAGAAAAACGCACCAAGUCAAAGAGAACACUCUGUCCUCACAAGGACUGCAGGUGUUGAUGAUGAUGAUCAAGGAAGCGGAUGACAGCAAUGCCCCUGAGAGCGGGAGGACUUUUUUCCUUCCUGGAACAUGAGACCAAGAAAAUGAAAAAGAAAGCACGUCUUGUCCCUCGGUUCUGUAUCUGUGUGUAUAUGCCUUAACAGUACACACAAUUUCUACAUCUAAUUUUCGUUCAAACUUCGACUCGUGGUCAAACCAGAUAAAAUGUGGCUAAAAAGGAGAAAUAUUAUUCCAUUUUAUUGGUUAAUAUUGUGUGAAGAGGAUAUCCUUUAUAUAGUAGAGGCAUGUCCUUUUGUCUCUUUCCUGUACAAACAGAUCUCACUAUUGGGGUUGUUUGUUCUCAAAGGACAUCCUGUGAAUAUUUAUGUAAAGAACGAAGUCGUACACACAGUGGAAAAAUAAAUUGCGCUUCCUCCUGUGACAUAAAUGGACGGUUUCACAUGAGAAUGAGUUCUCUAAAAUUCUGUUUCUCUAAGAAACUGCAAAAGAUAACAAUUUGUAGUAUCUAUUUAGAUUUUUGUUUACCCCAACUCAAAUACUUGCAUAUAUUCAUAUACACUAUUUUCUAGGGACUCUGAAUUGUCAUCACUUAACAUUCGUCAUACAUUGAAUGAUGAACAUGCGGUGGCCUCAGUUAUUUAUCAUCAAUUGAAAUUUUGAUGUAAGUGUUUUUGGAAAAAAUGGUAGACAUGCUUCAGAAACAUCACUUGUGCAAUAGUUCAUGUAUUUGCAUUUGGUACACUUGUGUCCCAUACAGAGUUCACACACGCUAUUAGGUUUGAAACGGGAAGUGUAUAGUUCUUCAUGUUGUUGCUACUUUGGUUACUCCAUAAACAAACACAGUGCAGCUCA